This is a messenger RNA of Oryza sativa Japonica Group (Japanese rice), 2576 nucleotides long. RefSeq lists its product as uncharacterized. The record is from RefSeq and is a predicted model, not a curated record. Lineage: Eukaryota; Viridiplantae; Streptophyta; Magnoliopsida; Poales; Poaceae.
CUUUCUUUUUUGUUCGUUUGUUUGGAUGUUAACGAGUGGCGAGAAGUUGGAGUCGUCUUGUGUGCGAGAAAAAGCCUCGAUUUCUCCGGGUGUUUUUGGAUCUCUGAAUCUCUGACGCUGAUGCGUUUCUUGAUGUGUCAGACUAAGACAGAGAGGCUUUGCUUGUUCUUCUGGCGCGUGUGCUUGGCUCAGCUCAAGCUGGGGAUCUUCCUGUGGUGAUUCUUUUUUCGUUUUUUUUCUUUUUUUUUGUGUUUUUGGGGAGGUGAGGUCGGCAGGUUCGGUUUUCUUGUGGUGAGGAGUAUCUGUCAAAAGGCUGGAUUUUUAUAUAUUGCCAAAAAAAAAUGUGUUCUUCAAUUUUAUUUGUGGCUGUCUUGCCAAAUGAUACUAGCUGGCUGUUUGGCUGAAUAAAGCUGUCCUGAAGGAGUGGAAUGCUCGUCGGUGAUUAGUAGGUCACCAGAAUAUCUUCUCUCCUAGCCUCCUGGGCUUGUUUACCCAAUUUAUCAUCAGCUUCCUGAAAUCUGAAGAAAAUAAAUUCGGUUUUACUACCACCAUGGGUGCCUGCGUGUCUUCAAGCAAAAAACGGAGAUCACAGAAAUUGUGCUGUAUAUACCGGCGUUACCGCGGAAAAGUUUUGAGCAAUGCACCUAUAGUACGCGCCAGUGAUGCAGGGAGCCGUGCUGCUCCUGGAGAAGUUGUUCAUGUGGAGGCUAAAUCUGAUGGCUCGAAUGUAACAUUUCAUCUCACACAGUUGCAGUGGCAUCAUAGUGAGCUAGACUCAGAAAAUGGAAAUGUUGUGUGUCAAGAAGAAGCAUGGUUCGACUCUCUCAGUAUUUUAGGAUCUGAUUCUGAUGAAGAUUUCAGCAGUGUUAAUGGAGACCUCCCUGCAAUGUCAAAUUCAGCGGGUACACAAUUAAUGCACUGUGAAGAUGCUUCAAGCAUUGCUGAUGCAAUCCAGAAGUUUGAGAGGAUUUUUGAUGGUUCAUGUGUUGCUCAAGCCAUUGGACAAUACCUGAAAAGAGACGCGAACAAAAUGGAUAGACCAAACCAAGCAGAUAUUCAAGAAUCGGAGAAGCCUAAAAUUCCAAGCCCAGAAUCAUGUGAUGUAUCUGAUGUGAAGGUUGAUGAAACAAAGACUAGAAAUGAGGGUAUAAAAAUUCUGACAAAACUCAGAAGAGGCGAGGAUGCAUGUAAUACGUUGAAAUCUUCGAAAGAAGGAGACAAGGCUCAUGAAAGUAUCUUCAAAAGUUUGACACCAGUGUGCACGCCUCGCCAUGCUAAUAAGGUUCAGCCUUUGGCCGUAGCAAGUCCUCGGGGCCAAAAGAAGAAAUCAGGAGUUGUCAGGCUCUCUUUCAAGAGGAAAUCUUUUGAUGGAGAACAAACUACUGAAAUAUGCUCUUCUAGGAGGUACUUGAUUCAUCCAAGAGCUGGAUUGUUGGUUCCUCAAGGCAGUGAGAAAAUAUCAGAAAGUUGUUGGUCCGUUCUUGAGCCAUCGACCUUCAAACUACGUGGAGAAACCUUUUUUAAAGACAAAAAGAAGUUGCCUGCCCCAGGAAGUUCACCGUAUACUCCGAUUGGUGUGGACAUGUUCAUGUCCCCAAGGAAAAUUCAUCACAUUGCGCAGCAUAUUGAGCUUCCAUCUGCUGGGCCAAGCGAGAAAAUUCCUUCCUUACUUAUCGUUAAUAUUCAGAUGCCUACAUAUCCUACUGCUAUGUUCCUUGGUGAUAGUGAUGGGGAAGGCAUUAGUCUAGUGUUGUAUUUCAAACUGAAUGAGAACUAUGAGAAGGAAAUUUCUCCUCUGUUUCUUGAUAGUAUAAAGAGACUUGUAAAUGAUGAGAUAGAAAAGGUUAAGGGGUUCCCAUUAGAUUCAACGGUUCCGUACCGAGAAAGAUUGAAAAUAUUGGCAGGGUUAGUAAACCCUGAUGAUAUGAAUCUGAGUUCUGCAGAGAGGAAGCUUGUGCAGGCUUAUAAUGAAAAGCCAGUCCUUUCGCGACCUCAACACAAUUUUUAUGUGGGACCAAAUUACUUUGAGAUAGACCUUGACGUGCACCGGUUUAGCUUCAUCUCAAGGAAAGGGCUUGAAGCGUUUCGAGAAAGGUUGAAACAUGGUGUCAUUGAUCUAGGUUUAACCAUACAGGCACAGAAGCAGGAAGAACUCCCUGAGAAUGUCCUAUGCUGUGUAAGGCUGAACAGAGUCGAUUUCGUCGAUCAUGGGCAGAUACCGACGCUCUUGCCUUGCGACGACGACUGACAUUUUAACCGGCAUGCUAAUUUAACUGGAUCUGAUGCUUCAGUCAAGAGCAGUAGGCCAGUAGCAGGCGACCACAAGUUCUGUCCUGUGAAACUUGAUGAACUCACCUUGGUUUUGGGAGGGUGAACAUGGCAUGGUUGCUUCUUCGCUCUGGUCCAUGAGAUCAACGGCUCUACUUCAGAGUUCUGUAAAAACCAGCGUACAUAGUCAUGCAUGUUGUUUGGAAAUCUGGUUUGUGGAUGAAUUCUAUGGGAAAUUUGUUCUGCAAAUCAGGAAUUGGCUGGUACCAAUCAAUCUAUUCAUUCAAUUCAUCUGUUCUCAUUCCAUA